AUGAGUGACGAAUACGACAGCUAUGAAUCAGAUCUCAGCUUCGAGUUUGAAGAGGAGGGAUAUUCAAGUGAAGAGACAGAAUCCCAGGACUCGCCCGGCUCCAAUGGAUCUCCGGCCUCGGAAUCGACCUCUCCCAAUGCUCUUUGUAAGUUGACUUAUAGGUCAUUUCCUAUGCUGUCAUUCAUAGAGGAAAAUUUCAUCGCAAAGGCACAGGAUCUCCGAUCGCUGUUCCUCCCGGAUUUUUCUGUAGAUCAGCUUCUCAUCAUGCUCCAAUAUAAGAAUUGGCUGAAGCUGGAGGUGUUAAGUGACUACUACGACAACUGGCCCAAGUUCCGCGAGGCUUGCGGUCUCUGUGAAGAAUCAGGCCAUGAACGUUUCAAAACAGUCAAGGACUUUAUGUGUCCUGUUUGUUGUGAAUCUGGCGAUCUUCAGGUCUUCUCGUUGCAGUGCAAUCAUGAGUAUUGCAGCACCUGCUACCGCACCUAUGUAGAGACAACGGCACUUCAUGGUGCAAUUGUGCGAUGUAUAGAGCCGCUGUGCAAUCUCGCCGUUCUACAUCUGGAUAUCGUGUCUUUAAUUAACAUGCUGCCCACCGGCGUGUCACUAACAGAGGAGUUACAGAAACUUGAUCUCAAAAAGAACGAUGAAACCGAUGGAGAUGAGAAAGAAGACUCUGAUACGGAUCUGCUGUCGCUGGAGAGUUCCGAAACGAAUAGAAAUGAUCCAUCUCCUUUUCAUGUGACGGCAGACCUGUACUUCGAUGUUUUCGACUUCUCAAAGACAUUGACUUCAACUGAUGGCCUAGAUCAUCUGAACGAUGUCAAUCCCCUUUUGAACUCACCAGCAUUGUUACAGGCAGCUCGUAUCUCUGUCGAUUCCAGAUUCAAGAAGUUUUCUUGGUGUCCUGCGCUGGACUGCCCUAGCGUGGUUCAAUUAGAAACGUUCGUCAACAAAACUGAUUCAAACCAAAAGCAAGAGUCUCGUCUCUCAAAGGUUCCUAUCGUGGCUUGUUUCAAAUCUCACGAGUUUUGUUUUAAUUGCCGCUUUGAAAACCAUCUCCCGAGUCCUUGUUGGCUUGCCGAGAAGUGGAUCAAGAAAUGCUCAGAUGACUCGGAAACGCUCAACUGGCUCCAGGCACAUACACAAGGUUGUCCUGAAUGUCUGGCUUUGAUUGAAAAAAAUGGUGGCUGUAAUCAUGUUGUUUGUCGCAAAUGCCAAUACGAAUUUUGCUGGAUUUGUUUCGGCCCAUGGUCUGAGCACAAAUCGAGUUUUUGGCAAUGCAACCGUUUCGUUCCAGAAGAAGUCAAAGAAACCGAGCUGAACAAGUCAAAGCAUCUACUCUCCCUAAGCCGUUAUCUACAUUACUAUCAGAGAUUUGCCGCCCACCAGAUCUCGAUGGCUGGUGACUAUAAGACGCUCGGCACUAUCCAUGCACACAUGCUUAAUUACAUGAAAUACACCUCUUUCACAGAGAGAAACAGCAUAUCAUGGAAUGACAUACAAUACCUCUCAGACUCCUACAAGGGCCUAUGUGCUGGUAGAAAAACGCUUAUGUGGUCUUAUGCGUUUGCAUUUUACUUGUGUCCAAAUAAUUUCUCAACAAUUUUUGAGUCAAUGCAAGAUUUUCUCAAUGACACAGUUGAAAAGCUAUCGCAACUCUUAGAACAAUUGAAGCUGAUGCAACCAUCUAAGACUCUGCGGGUUUUGAUCGCUAAUAAGCGAGAGAAAUUUGUCGAGCUUACAGCCUUGGUUCUUCAAAGACGUCGUAUGUUAAUUGACUGCGCCAAUUCGGGAAUUGAAAAGGGAGAUCUUGUGUUCUUGCAAACAUCAUAA
Molecule: messenger RNA, 1833 nt
Organism: Australozyma saopauloensis
Lineage: Eukaryota; Fungi; Ascomycota; Pichiomycetes; Serinales; Metschnikowiaceae
Product: E3 ubiquitin-protein ligase
Exons: 1
Coding region: 1-1833 (610 amino acids)
Biological process (GO): protein polyubiquitination; ubiquitin-dependent protein catabolic process; positive regulation of proteasomal ubiquitin-dependent protein catabolic process
Cellular component (GO): cytoplasm; ubiquitin ligase complex
Molecular function (GO): ubiquitin protein ligase activity; ubiquitin conjugating enzyme binding; zinc ion binding
Source: RefSeq, a predicted model, not a curated record